AUGCCCAAUGUGAGGUUGGAAAGCGACCAUAUUGAAGCAGGCGUGCCCUCGCCUAUAGUCCACAUCGCGCUCCAAUGCCAACUCGGUCAGGCCUUGUCCAAAAUACCAGGGGUGAUGGGCGGAACAAUGACUCCCGCAAUCGCCGUCACUGUUCAACAAGAGACCGAGAAAUGGCUUGCUUCAUUUCCGCCUGCUUAUAGGCUUGUCAAUCCUGACAUGCAAUGGGACCAUGAUUACAAGUACGUGGAGGUGCAACGCAAACAGCUGCAUACUAUUGCCUAUAUGGUCAUGCUUAUGCCAUUGAAACAAUGUCUCACAAAAGACGUACAUCAAGACUCCUCCUCUAUCGAGAAGAGCCUCCAGCCCACUGCCAUUGACAUUGCACUGAAAUUGAUCAAGGCGGCUCACCAGCUCCUUGAUUGCAUGUUACCCCUAAACGCCAAGUUUCAUUUUGCCCCGUUCACGAUGUUUGACACGGCCGCCAGCCUAUGUUCAGCCAUCAUCCACGACCAGGGACGAUGCCUUCCUCAGCGAGACGAGGUUAUUGAAGCAAUCAGCGCGACGCUGGGCACACUAGAACAGAUCAGCCACAGCACGAAAACCGCCGCAAUAUGCUACUCAGUGCUCUCAAAACUUGUGAACAAGCUCUCCUUAGCGUCAGAGGAGGAAUUGAUCCUUCGCUCCAAGUCAUCCGACAGCCCACUUAGAGGGGUCAAGGCGCCCUCUGACUUUCAGUUAACUCUGGAUGCGGUCCCCACCAUCGACUUUGGCAUUAAUGACAAUCUGCAGCCCUUAGACGAACACAGUUCUGAGAUGUAUGUUUCCACAAUGCCAGGUUAUUCCUCCCUGGAGCCGCUGGCACCUCCGUCCUCCGACCUUCAGGAGCUUUUCAACGUGGACCUUGGCGAAUUAGGCCAGAUCUGGGAUUUGGAGAACCUCGGACUUGAUUUUCCACAGGCCUUAACUGAUUAG
This is a messenger RNA of Aspergillus fischeri NRRL 181, 972 nucleotides long. RefSeq lists its product as uncharacterized. Lineage: Eukaryota; Fungi; Ascomycota; Eurotiomycetes; Eurotiales; Aspergillaceae. Bases 1 to 972 code for a protein of 323 amino acids. The transcript has a single exon. The record is from RefSeq and is a predicted model, not a curated record.